Messenger RNA from Nyctereutes procyonoides (raccoon dog), 7060 nucleotides. RefSeq names its product coagulation factor V (gene F5). Lineage: Eukaryota; Metazoa; Chordata; Mammalia; Carnivora; Canidae. Gene Ontology annotation, molecular function: oxidoreductase activity; copper ion binding. The transcript has 25 exons. The record is from RefSeq and is a predicted model, not a curated record.
AGCCCGAGAGGAGCCAUGGCCCCAGGCUGCGCGCGCCUCUGGGUCCUGGUGCUGCUGGGCGCCAGCUGCACGGGCUGGGGGAGCUGGGGGAGCUGGGGGAGCUGGGGGGCCGAAGCGGCGCGGCUCAGGCAGUUCUACGUGGCUGCUCAGGGCAUCAGCUGGAACUACCGCCCUGAGCCCCCCGACCCCAGCUCAAAUACUUCCUUUAAGAAAAUUGUCUACAGAGAGUAUGAACCAUAUUUUCAGAAAGAAAAACCACGAUCCAAAAUUUCAGGACUUCUUGGGCCUACUCUAUAUGCUGAAGUUGGAGACAUCAUAAAAGUUCACUUUAAGAAUAAGGCAGACAAGCCCAUAAGCAUCCAUCCUCAAGGAAUUAAAUACAGCAAAUUCUCAGAAGGUGCUUCUUACUCUGACCACACAUUCCCUAUGGAGAAGAUGGAUGAUGCCAUAGCUCCAGGACAAGAAUACACCUAUGAAUGGCAUAUCAGUGAGGACAGCGGGCCCACACACAAUGACCCUCCAUGCCUUACACACAUCUAUUACUCCUAUGACAAUUUGAUACAGGACUUCAACUCUGGGCUGAUUGGACCUCUGCUUAUUUGUAAGAAAGGCACCCUCACUGAGAAUGGGAUUCAGAAGAUGUUUGACAAACAACAUGUGCUGAUGUUUGCUGUGUUUGAUGAAAGCAAGAGCUGGAGCCAGUCAUCAUCUUUAAUGUACACAGUCAAUGGCUAUGUGAAUGGGACAAUGCCAGAUAUCACAGUUUGUGCCCAUGACCACAUUAGCUGGCAUCUGAUUGGAAUGAGCUCUGGGCCAGAACUGUUCUCCAUUCAUUUCAAUGGCCAGGUCUUGGAGCAGAAUCAUCAUAAGAUCUCAGCCAUCACCCUUGUCAGUGCUACAUCCACUACUGCAAACAUGACUAUGAGCCCACAGGGAAAGUGGAUCAUAUCUUCUCUCAUCACAAGACAUUUUCAAGCUGGGAUGCAGGCUUACAUAGACAUUAAAAACUGUGCAAAGAAAACCAGGAAUCCUAAGAAACUGACUCGUGACCAGAGGCGGUACAUGAAGAGGUGGGAAUACUUCAUCGCUGCUGAAGAAGUCAUUUGGGACUAUGCACCUGUAAUACCAGCAAAUAUGGACAAAAAAUACAGAUCUCUGCAUUUGGAUAAUUUCUCAAACCAAAUUGGGAAACAGUAUAAGAAGGUUGUCUACAAACAGUAUCAAGAUGAGUCUUUCACCAAGCGUUUGGAGAAUUUGAAUAUCAAAGAAGAUGGGAUCUUGGGCCCUGUUAUCAGAGCCCAGGUCAGAGACACACUCAAAAUCGUGUUCAAAAAUAUGGCCAGCCGUGUCUACAGCAUUUACCCUCAUGGAGUGACCUUCUCUCCUUAUGAAGAUGAAGUCAACUCUUCCUUCACUUCAGACAAUAACACCAUGAUCAGAGCAGUUCAACCAGGGGAAACCUAUACUUAUAAGUGGAACAUCCUAGAGUCUGAUGAACCCACAGAAAAUGAUGCACAGUGCUUAACGAGACCAUACUACAGUAAUGUGGACGUCACAAGGGACAUUGCCUCUGGGCUGAUUGGGCUACUUCUAAUUUGUAAGAGCAGAUCCCUGGAUAAGCGAGGCAUACAGAGGGCAGCAGACAUUGAGCAGCAGGCUGUGUUUGCUGUGUUUGAUGAGAACAAGAGCUGGUACAUUGAGGACAAUAUCAACAAGUUCUGUGAAAAUCCUGAUAAGGUGAAACGUGAUGACCCCAAGUUUUAUGAAUCAAACAUCAUGAGCACUAUCAAUGGCUAUGUGCCCGAGAGUAUACCCACACUAGGAUUCUGCUUUGAUGACACUGUCCAGUGGCACUUCUGCAGUAUAGGGACCCAGGAUGACAUUUUGACCAUUCACUUCACUGGGCAUUCAUUCAUCUAUGGAAAGAGACAUGAAGACACCUUGACCCUCUUCCCUAUGCAUGGGGAAUCUGUGACCGUCACAAUGGAUAAUGUUGGAACUUGGAUGUUAACUACAAUAAAUUCCAAUCCAAGAAGCAAAAACCUAAGGCUGAGAUUCAGGGAUGUUAAGUGUAUCCGGGAUGAUUAUGAAGACUCCUAUGAGAUUAUAUAUGAAUCUCCAGCACCUACAGUCAUGACUACACGGAAAAUGCGUGAUUCCCCAGAAGACAAUGGUGAUGAGAAUGAUGCUGACUAUGAUUACCAGAACAACCUGGCUUCAUGGUUAGGAAUUAGGUCAUUCAGAAAUUCAUCACUUAAUCAAGAGGAAGAUGAGUUUAAUCUUACUGCCCUAGCUCUGGAGAACAAUUCUGAAUUCGAUCCUCCAAAUACCGAUACAGCUUUUAAUUCCAAUUCUUCUUCCUUACGUAAUUUUAGCAGGCCUAUUGUCUAUAACUUUGCAAAACCUCAGAAAACUCUUCCUCACCCAGAAGCCACCACAGCUGGUCCCCCUCUGGGACACAUUGGCUUAGACAAGAACUCAGUUCUCAACCAUUCCACAGCAGAGCAUUCCAGCCCUUAUUCUGAAGAUUCUAUGGAGGAUCCUCUGCAGUCAGAUAUCACAGGGGUAAAAUUACUUCCACUUGAUGCAGAAGGAUUCAGGAAUCAAGAACAUGCUAGGCAUAAGGGAAGAGAGCACACAGCAAAGCACAAGUUCUCCCAGGUGGGAUUUUCAGCACCUAAACCUGGGAGACAUUUAAGCCAAGGCAACUCUUCUCCUUCCAGAAUAGGACCCUGGAAAGACCUUCCCAAUGAUCUGUUACUUUUAAAACAAAAGAAUCCAUCUAAGAUUUUGAAUGGGAAAUGGCAUCUUGUUUCUGAGAAAGGUAGUUAUGAAAUAGUCCCAGAUGCUGAUGAAGACAUGGCUGUUGAUAAGCUGCUGGACAGCCCCCAGAAUACAUCAAAGUCUUGGGGAGAAAGCAUCCCACUCUCAAACAACCACAGAAAGCAGAGUGGUUACCCAAAAUUUUCUGGAGUUAGAAAUAAAACUCUACAAGUAAAAUGGGACAGAGGAAAUGGUGGAUUGAAGAAAAGCCUUUUUCUCAUUAAGACACGAAAAAAGAAAAAAGAACAGAAGCUUGCACACCCUAUUCCUCUAUCUCCAAGGAGCUUCCAUCCUCUAAGAGGAAAGGCCAAUACCACAUUUUCAGUCAGGAGACUUGAUCAUUCAUCAUUACUCCAUAAAUCCAAUGGAAGAUCUUUUCCUGCAGACCUCAAUCAGAUAUUCCCCUCUGUGAAUCUUACCCUGUUAGCCUCACUUCCUGACCAUAAUCAGAAUCCCCCAAAUGACACCAGUCAAACAAGCUCCCCUUUAGAUCUUUAUCAGACAGUACUCCCAGAAGAACACUAUCAAACAUUCCCUAUUCAAGACUCUGAUUCAAUGCACUCCACUGUGGACUCUAGUCACACAUCUCCCCCAGAGCCUGGCCAGAUGCAGGACUAUGACCUAAGACACGAGCCCUUCCCUACUGACAUUGGUCAAAUGUUCCCCUCCUUGGAACCUGAAGCCUGGCAGGCAACCAUCUCUGCAGAUCUCGACCAGACAACACUUUCUCCAGACCUCAGCAAGGCAACCCUUUCUCCAGACUUCGACCAAACAACGCUUUCUCCAGACCUCGACCAGACAACCUUUUCUCCAGACCUUGACCAGACAACCUUUUCUCUAGACUUCGACCAAACAACGCUUUCUCCAGACCUCGACCAGACAACCUUUUCUCCAGACCUUGACCAGACAACCUUUUCUCCAGACCUCAGCCAGACAACCCUUUCUCCAGACCUCAGUAAGACAACCCUUUCUCCAGACUUUGACCAAACAAUGCUUUCUCCAGACCUCGACCAGACAACCUUUUCUCCAGACCUCGACCAGACAACCUUUUCUCCAGACCUCAGCCAGACAACCCUUUCUCCAGACCUCAGUAAGACAACCCUUUCUCCAGACUUUGACCAAACAACGCUUUCUCCAGACCUCGACCAGACAACCUUUUCCAGACCUUGACCAGACAACCUUUUCUCCAGACCUCAGCCAGACAACCCUUUCUCCAGACUCAGUAAGACAACCCUUUCUCCAGACUUUGACCAAACAACGCUUUCUCCAGACCUCGACCAGACAACCUUUUCUCCAGACCUCAGCCAGACAACCCUUUCUCCAGACCUCAGUAAGACAACCCUUUCUCCAGACUUUGACCAAACAACACUUUCUCCAGACCUCGACCAGACAACCUUUUCUCCAGACUUUGGCCAGACGAUCCUUUCUCCAGACUUUGAUCAGAUUCUCCUUUCCCCAGACCUCAGCCAGGCAACUCUCUCUCCAGACAUUAGUCAAACAGCCCUUCCUCCUGAUCUCAGGCAGACAUCACUUCCCCUAGACCUUGAUCAGACAUCCUACACCUCUGAAUCUAGUCCAUCAGUUCUUCUUCCAGAAUUUGGUCAGACUUUGCCUUAUCCAGACCUUGGUCAAGUGCCAUCUCUCACACCAUCUCCUACCCUAAAUAAUGCUUUUCCACCAGAGGAACUUAAUCCACCAGUUGUAGUAGGUCUCAGUGCAAAUGACGGAGAUUAUAUUGAGAUUAUUCCAAGGCAGAAGGAAGAGAGCAGUGAAGAAUACUCUGCUGAAAUUGGUUAUGUGACCUAUGAUAACCCUUACCAAACUGACACUAGGACAGACAUUAACUCCUCCAGAAAUCCUGACAACAUUGCAGCAUGGUACCUCCGCAGCAACAAUGGAAACAGAAAAUAUUAUUACAUUGCUGCUGAAGAACUAUACUGGGAUUAUUCAAAAUUUGCUCAAAGUGAAGAUGUCGAUGACCAUACACAUGCUCAAGAGAACACCGUAUACAAGAAAGUAGUCUUUCGAAAGUACCUUGAUAGCACUUUUACCAAACGUGAUCCUUUGGGGGAGUAUGAAGAGCAUCUCGGCAUUCUUGGUCCUGUUAUUAGAGCUGAAGUGGAUGAUGUUAUUCAAGUUCGUUUUAAAAAUUUAGCAUCCAGACCAUACUCUCUUCAUGCCCAUGGGCUUUCCUAUGAAAAAUCAUCAGAGGGAAAGACUUAUGAAGAUGAUUCUCCUGAAUGGUUUAAGGAAGAUAAUGCUGUUCAGCCAAAUAGCAGUUAUACGUAUGUAUGGCACGCCACCACACGAUCUGGGCCGGAAAAUCCUGGCUCUGCCUGUCGGGCGUGGGCCUACUACUCAGCAGUAAACCCGGAAAAGGAUAUCCAUUCUGGCUUGAUAGGUCCCCUUCUGAUCUGUCGAAAAGGAGUACUUGAUAAGAGCAACAUACCCAUGGAUAUAAGAGAAUUCAUCUUACUUUUUAUGGUCUUUGAUGAGAAGAAGAGCUGGUACUAUAAAAAGAAGGCCCAGUCCCCAAGGUCUUGGAGACUUACAUCCUCAGAAGCAAAACACUCUCAUGAGUUUCAUGCCAUCAAUGGGAUGACCUACAACUUGCCCGGCCUGAGAAUGUACGAGCAAGAGUGGGUGAGGUUGCAUCUGUUGAACAUGGGCGGCUCCCGAGACAUCCAUGUGGUUCAUUUUCAUGGCCAGACCUUGCUGGAAAAUGGCACUCAACAGCACCAGCUCGGGGUCUGGCCCCUGCUGCCUGGUUCAUUUAAAACUCUUGAAAUGAAGUCAUCAAAACCUGGUUGGUGGCUCCUCAACACAGAGGUUGGAGAAUACCAGAGAGCAGGGAUGCAAACACCAUUUCUCAUCAUAGACAGAGAAUGUAAGAUGCCAAUGGGACUAAGCACUGGCAUCAUAGCUGAUUCACAAAUUAAGGCUUCUGAGCAUUUGGGUUAUUGGGAGCCCAAAUUAGCAAGAUUAAAUAAUGGUGGGUCAUAUAAUGCUUGGAUCCCAGAAAAUCCUUCAACAGAACUUGACUCUAAACCUUGGAUCCAGAUAGACAUGCAGAGGGAGGUCGUAUUCACAGGGAUCCAGACACAAGGUGCCAAACAGUAUCUGAAGUCCUACUACACCAUGGAGUUCUAUGUGGCAUACAGCUCUGACCGGACAAACUGGCAGAUCUUCAAAGGCAACAGUACAAGGAAUGUGAUGUAUUUUGAUGGCAAUUCAGAUGCCUCUACAAUAAAAGAGAAUAAUUUUGACCCACCAAUUGUGGCUAGAUAUAUUAGGAUCACUCCAACUAGAUCCUAUAAUAGACCUGCUCUUCGAUUGGAGCUGCAAGGUUGUGAGGUUAACGGAUGCUCCACGCCACUGGGCAUGGAAAGUGGAAAAAUAGAAAACAAGCAAAUCACAGCCUCCUCAUUUAAAAAAUCUUGGUGGGGAGAUUACUGGGAACCCUUCCGUGCCCGUCUUAAUGCCCAGGGUCGUGUGAAUGCCUGGCAAGCCAAGGCAAACAACAACAAACAGUGGUUACAAAUUGAUCUGCUCAAAAUCAAGAAAAUAACUGCAAUUGUAACACAGGGUUGCAAGUCUCUGUCCUCCGAAAUGUAUGUGAAAAGCUACACCAUCCACUACAGUGACCAGGGAAUGGAAUGGAAGCCUUACAGGCAGAAAUCCUCCAUGGUGGACAAGAUUUUCGAAGGAAAUAAUAAUGUCAAAGGACACGUGAAGAACUUUUUCAACCCACCAAUUAUUUCCAGGUUUAUCCGCAUCAUUCCUAAAACAUGGAAUCAAAGUAUUGCACUUCGCUUGGAACUCUUUGGCUGUGAUAUUUACUAGAAUUGAAUAUUCAAGGACAUAGGAAAGACUCUUAAAGUUACCAAGCCAUUUAGAGAGGGAAAUGUAUUUUAUAACUAUUUUAAAUAUUAAUAAUUUUUACUAUUUCCCUUUUUUCUAUUAGAGAAUAAAGUUUUAUAUAUGAGACUUUCACAAUGUAAACUCCUUGCUACAAUUCAGCCAGAUGAUGGCUAUUAGUUCUUCAUUAAUCUGAAUAUAAAUGGGAAAAUAUCAAGAACCAAUGAGCAAAUGGCUUGUCUUUUACAAUGAUUAAAAAUGCUAUGUAAAGUGAUAUUCGUGUAGUUAGCAUGCUUCAUUAUAGUUCUUUUAAAACUCUGCAUACACUAAUAAAAAGAGAUACUACUUUUUUGAAAAGACAUUUAUAGACCUGGAUAAC